Molecule: messenger RNA, 213 nt
Organism: Cutaneotrichosporon oleaginosum
Lineage: Eukaryota; Fungi; Basidiomycota; Tremellomycetes; Trichosporonales; Trichosporonaceae
Source: RefSeq, a predicted model, not a curated record
AUGUCUGACCUCGGCCGCCGUGACUUUAAGGACAAGAUCGCCGCCAAGCUUAAGCCUGAGAGCCAGAAGACCUUCACCGAGAGCGCAGGCGACAAGGCUGCCGGCAAGAUGGACGCCGCCGCGAGCCGAAUGCAGCCGCAGCACCACAAGAGCCUCACGCAGAAGAUCGGGGACGCGUUCACUAGGGACAACUCGAACCGCCGUGCGGUCUAA